Messenger RNA from Mustela lutreola (European mink), 2898 nucleotides. It is a transcript of the gene FKBP14, whose product is annotated as FKBP prolyl isomerase 14. The record is from RefSeq and is a predicted model, not a curated record. Gene Ontology annotation, molecular function: calcium ion binding; peptidyl-prolyl cis-trans isomerase activity. Bases 135 to 827 code for a protein of 230 amino acids. The transcript has 4 exons. Lineage: Eukaryota; Metazoa; Chordata; Mammalia; Carnivora; Mustelidae.
GAGUUUAACUCUUUAGAGAUGGGUUCGCCGUGCGUGGGAAAGUUGUAGUGAAUGUGCCACGUCUGCUAGGAUCGGGGAAUAAUGAACGUGCCAGAGGCCGUUGUCCUUACGCCUUCAACUAUAUUCCUAGCUCUAUGAAGUGGGGGGUCCUUUCUCUGUUUUUGUGGGAACUUCUUUCCAGCUCCAGCAACAUGAGGCUUUUCUUGUGCAACGCGGUGUUGACGCUGUUGGUCACUUCUUUGAGCGGGGCUCUGAUCCCUGAACCAGAAGUGAAAAUUGAAGUGCUCCAGAAACCUUUCAUCUGCCAUCGCAAGACCAAAGGGGGGGAUUUGAUGUUGGUCCACUAUGAAGGUUACUUAGAAAAGGAUGGCUCCUUAUUUCACUCCACUCACAAACAUAACAAUGGUCAGCCCAUUUGGUUUACCUUGGGCAUCUUGGAGGCUCUCAAAGGUUGGGACCAGGGCCUGAAGGGAAUGUGUGUAGGAGAGAAGAGAAAGCUCACCAUUCCUCCUGCCCUGGGCUAUGGAAAAGAAGGAAAAGGUAAAAUUCCCCCAGAGAGUACACUGAUAUUCAACAUCGAUCUCCUGGAGAUUCGGAAUGGACCAAGAUCCCAUGAGUCAUUCCAAGAAAUGGAUCUUAAUGAUGACUGGAAACUCUCUAAAGCUGAGGUGAAAGUGUAUUUAAAGAAGGAGUUUGAAAAGCAUGGUGCAGUGGUGAAUGAAAGUCAUCAUGAUGUUUUGGUGGAGGAUAUUUUUGAUAAAGAAGAUGAAGACAAAGAUGGAUUUAUAUCUGCCAGAGAAUUUACAUAUAAACAUGAUGAGUUAUAGAGAUACAUGUGCCCAUUUUAUAUGGCAUGCAUCCUUAAAGACAGGACAAUCAUUUUUUCUUUAAAAGUCUUACUUUUUAUAAUGUGCUGUUCUUGUUCUGUUUUUUAUUUUUAUAUAUUUUUCUGACUAUUAUUCGAAGAAGCCCUUAAGAUUCCUAAGUGCCUAUUUCUUUCUGGUGAGUUAUUGGGAAGAAAAAAUUAAUUUGUCUUUAAUAGAAGACUUCUGGACCAUUUUCCACUUUCACACAUGAAGCCUUCUGUUUUACUUAUUUACUUGUAAUUUUAAAAUAGCGCAGCUGGGAGCAUGUCCAACAUAAGACCAGGUUGUAGCACGAAUUAGCUCCCCCAUCUACUUCCCUCUAUUUUCUCCAAGUUAGACACUAACAUUUGAAAAGCCAUGUGCAGUAUCCAGGGCUUACUAUUUUCACGUUAUAAUGAAACAGUGUGUCUGUGACUGCCUUUGAGUCUGCUUAAGCAAAGAGGAAAUGGUUGUUGAGCUGGCCUUGUUAGUAGUUACUGCUCUACUGAGGAGAUGUGCAAUGCUGAAGUGAGUAACAAAGUUAAUGUAUACAUUGAAACCUUCUACGCAGGAUUUAGCUGUAUAAGGUUCCAUUCCUAUAGACUGAUAACCUAUAAUAGUUGGUAGGACAAAUUAUUUAUGUCUGGUUCUUUGUAUUAAUGUGUCAAAAUUUUGUAACUGAGGAAGAGUAUGUUUAGUUAGUGUUUAGUUUUUAAGUCUAGCCAAUGACCUUUCCUGAUUUACUAAUGAAUAAAAUCUGUAACUAGUGUAUUAUACUACAAUAACAUUAUAUCAUGAGGGAAAUUUAUUUCCCUCCUGAUAUUUCCCAUUUCUGCUUACAAAAAUAUGACACACUCCCACAGCAGCUACUAGUGCAUAGAAAUCUGUCCUGGGUCAAAAAAUGGAUGAUUUUCUAAUUUUACCUGAAACUAGCUUUUAUUCUUAUUACUUUGAAAAAGCCUCCAAAUCUUCAUUUACUAAGAAUAGUUCUUUAUCGUUUAUAAUGUGAUCUCAAGUGCAUUGUUGUCUUUGAUUUUAGUUGUUCUGAAGCCUAUGAACAAAGCUGGUGGAUCUUAGUGUACCUAUUUAAUAGAUGAGGAAGUUAUUCUUCGAGGAGAUCGGUUGUUUUGCCUGAGGUCUACAGCUAACUUGUGCAUCAAGAUUGCAGUCCCCAAGUUCAGUAUCUUAUAUUGCCCUCCUUUGACUUCACUGGGCCUCAUUUUCUCUUCAAUUUGUACUCCCAACAGUUGGUGCUGUUUUUUGUCUUUGGGUCCUUAUCCUUUGAAGAUGGUUUACUGGCUGUUUUGGGUGCUUUUGAAUUCUCCCUCUAAUUUAGAACUGGCUCUGGGUUCAUUGUUGGGGUUAGCACUGAAUUGCCUCAAAAACCCUGUACUGUGAGAGGGUCGAGAUAUGUGUCUUAGUUCUUUCAUUCUUGUUUACCUCUAGGGUUUUUGUUUGUUUGUUUGUUUUAGAGAAUUAUAAAUAAUUAUUAUAUCAUAUACAGGCUAUUUUCACUAGUUGUAUAUUGCAUUUUCCUCACUAAAACAUAAAGGUCUUGGGAAGAGCAUAUAUAACACCUUUCUCUGAUGAAAUCAGCUAUAUGUAGAAAACUCUUAAAUUGUCACCGCGGUUUUCCUCAACCUGGAGAAGUUAGGAACCACAGUACUGAAAGCCUUAUGCUGUGUUCAUUGGGAAGGAAUGAGUUUGUCAAGGGGUGCUACUUGUAUAGACAUUAUUGGUUGAGCAGGAAAAGUAAAAAUAAUUUUCAUUAUUUGGGCAGUGUAUUUCUUUAUCUCAUGUGAAUUUACAUUUAUUCCCGUUUAAAUAUGUAGUCACAAGUAUGAAAUGAAAACAUACAAAUAAGUUACGAUGCUUUUAAGUAUCUGCCUUUGGUUUAGCUGCAACUUUGUGUCUUUCCAUUCACUGGAAUAAUCAGACAUGAAUGGCAAACUCACUUAUAAUAUAAUUUGACUCAUUAGUAUUGCUAGAUGUGUCCUAUUUAAAUUUAUAUGACUAUGUUAUAUUUUCAAAAUAAACUUUAUUUGGGGAAUAA